AUGGCCGACGCCUCGCUUCUUCUCUCCGCGAUCGCUCUUGCGGUGGCGCUGCUCGCCGUCGCCUCCUCUGCCCAGGGCCCGGGCCCCGCCCCCGUCAAGCCUCCGACAGCAGCGGCUCCCUUCGCGCCCCUGCCCGUCUCCCCUAUCGUCCUGCCGCCGUCCCUUCCUCCCGCAUCGGGAGCCUCGCCUCCCCUCGCCGUGUCUCCCUCUCUGCCGCCGCCGUUCCUUCCGCCUUCCGCCUCGCCGCCGCUCCUCCCCCCGGCUUCCUCGCCCCGCGCCAAGUCCCCCUCCGUCUCGCCCGUCGCCUCUCCUUCCGCUCCGCCGUCUUCCGUUCCUUCCGCCGCCCCGUCCUUCCCUGUCUCAACACAUCCGUCUGCAGCGCCGGCCCAGCCGCCGUCCCCGGGCAAUGGCGCCUCUGCCAGCGCGAUGAGCUGGAUCGCCGUCGCCAGCGCCGCGAUCGCCGCCGUCGCGCUCUAG
This is a messenger RNA of Zingiber officinale, 477 nucleotides long. RefSeq names its product vegetative cell wall protein gp1-like. The coding region runs from base 1 to 477 and encodes 158 amino acids. The transcript has a single exon. The record is from RefSeq and is a predicted model, not a curated record. Lineage: Eukaryota; Viridiplantae; Streptophyta; Magnoliopsida; Zingiberales; Zingiberaceae.